Chinchilla lanigera (long-tailed chinchilla) is the source of this 1707-nucleotide messenger RNA. It is a transcript of the gene Daw1, whose product is annotated as dynein assembly factor with WDR repeat domains 1. Gene Ontology annotation, biological process: mRNA splicing, via spliceosome. Gene Ontology annotation, molecular function: U6 snRNA binding; protein binding; U4 snRNA binding. The transcript has 14 exons. Gene Ontology annotation, cellular component: U4/U6 x U5 tri-snRNP complex. The record is from RefSeq and is a predicted model, not a curated record. NCBI's taxonomy places the organism in Eukaryota, Metazoa, Chordata, Mammalia, Rodentia, Chinchillidae. The coding region runs from base 144 to 1346 and encodes 400 amino acids.
CGACACCCAGCUGCCUGAGACCCAAGAAGCAGAAAAUGAAGCUCAAGAGCCUCCUGCUGCGGUAUUACCCUCCAGGGGUGAAGAGAAGUCUUGAGGACCACACUCCUGUUUAGAGGUCACAGUACCGCAGCCACAGAGGAAUUAUGUUGGAGUAUGAGACAAAUGGAGAAUUAAAGACCAAAUCAAUUGAUUUACUUGAGCUUGGUCCCAGUACUGAUGUCAGCGCUUUAGUAGAAGAGAUCCAGGAAGCAGAGCCUCUGAUCACGGCUUCGCGAACCGAGCAAGUCAAGCUUUUAGUACAGAGACUGCAGGAAAAGCUGGGGCAGAACAGCAAGCACAUCUUCUAUCUCUUUAAGGUUCUCAGAGCACAUAUAUUGCCAUUGACUAAUGUUGCACUGAACAAAUCAGGCUCAUGCUUUAUCACAGGAAGCUACGACCGGACGUGCAAGGUCUGGGACACCAGGUCCGGAGAGGAGCUGCACACGCUGGAGGGCCACAGGAAUGUGGUCUAUGCCAUAGCAUUCAACAAUCCUUACGGCGACAAAAUUGCCACUGGGUCCUUUGAUAAGACAUGUAAACUGUGGAGUGCAGAAACAGGAAAAUGUUACCACACCUUUAGGGGACAUACAGCAGAAAUAGUGUGUUUGUCGUUUAACCCUCAAAGCACACUGGUUGCUACUGGAAGUAUGGACACCACGGCCAAGCUGUGGGACAUUCAGAGUGGAGAGGAAGUGUUCACUCUAAUGGGACAUUUGGCAGAAAUCAUUUCCUUGUCAUUUGACACCUCAGGAAACAGAAUCAUUACAGGGUCUUUUGAUCACACAGUCAUAGUGUGGGACACUUCCACUGCAAGGAAGGUGCAUACCUUGAUUGGCCACUGUGCUGAGAUAAGCAGUGCUGUAUUCAACUGGGAUUGCUCUCUAGUACUCACGGGCUCCAUGGAUAAGACCUGCAUGUUGUGGGAUGCUGCAAAUGGAAAAUGUGUGGCAACCUUAACAGGCCAUGAUGAUGAAAUACUCGACAGCUGCUUUGAUUAUGCUGGAAAUCUUUUUGCAACUGCUUCAGCUGAUGGAACAGCGAGAGUCUACAGUACAGCCACAAAAAAAUGCCUCGCCAAACUGGAAGGUCAUGAAGGGGAGAUUUCAAAGAUUUCUUUCAAUCCCCAAGGAAAUCGCCUCCUGACUGGCAGCUCUGACAAAACAGCUCGAAUCUGGGAUGCAUACACUGGCGAGUGUCUCCAGGUUCUUGAGGGGCACAUGGAUGAAAUCUUUUCAUGUGCUUUCAACUAUCAAGGCAACAUAGUCAUUACAGGUAGCAAGGAUAAUACCUGUAGAAUAUGGUGUUGACUGAAGACGUUCGCCCAUGAGCAAACUCGUAAGCAGUUACGACCAAGACCUCGAGCAUCCCAGGACAAGCAAACCAUGUUCACUUCUCAUGAGCUUUCUCUUUUUAUACAAGCACUCUGUCCUUAACUUGACAUAUUUGACUAUUAAAACUGGUGAAUUUUUAUCAUUUCUUGAUAUUAUUUGAUGGGGAUGAUUUCAUAAUUUUUAGUGAGUACCACUGAUUAUUUCAGUUGUGUUUUAUUUUAAUAGCAUCAUGAUGCUGAUAAGUAAAGAUAGAACAGUUUCACAGUAUGUCCCCCAGAUUCUACUCUCAAGGAUAUUGUUACAAUUUCUGUUAAAUAAAAAUUUCUUCUGAGAAGAA